ACACCCUCCAUGCAUUCUCAUUCUCACCAACAAAACAAUAAUUUUCUCUAAACACCUUCUUCAAUCUCCACCUUUGAUCUCUUUGCAACCUUGCUACCGGCAGUGUAACGGCGUUGUUUGCUACCAUGCCUCGUGUAGUUGCGGAGAAUGUGGUGGACAAUCUAGGGUUUUAUGACCAACAUGGACCGGUGGCUGGAUCUCCGUCGUUGGGCGAGCUUCUGAAGUAUGUCGGCGAUAUUCGGAAGGAGGAGAACGGUGAAGAGACGCCUGCGCAUCAAGUUUUGGAGAUGAUCAGUGAGACGAGUAGCGAGCCGAGGGCGUUACCGUUUGUUUUGAAGUUUAGUAAUCUGACUUAUAGUGUCAAGGUUCGGAGCAAGAUGGCGCUUCCGGGGUGGUUAGGUGGGCGGGGGGACCAGUUAGGCGGUGAUCCGGUUGGAAGUGAGGGUAUGUUUUCUAGGAGUAAGGUUUUGUUGAAUGAUAUAUCCGGUGAAGCGAGGGAUGGCGAGUUGGUGGCGGUGUUGGGUGCGAGUGGAUCGGGGAAAUCAACGUUGAUUGAUGCUUUAGCGAAUCGGAUUGCGAAAGGAAGCUUGAAAGGAACGGUGACGUUGAAUGGGGAGCAAUUGGAGUCUAGGUUGCUCAAGGUGAUUUCGGCGUAUGUGAUGCAGGACGAUUUGUUGUUUCCGAUGUUAACGGUUGAAGAAACUUUGAUGUUCGCGGCAGAGUUUCGUCUGCCGAGAACAUUCUCCAAGUCGAAAAAGAGACUAAGAGUUCAAGCCCUAAUUGAUCAAUUAGGGCUUAGAAACGCCGCCAAAACUGUUAUUGGCGACGAAGGACACAGAGGCGUUUCUGGUGGAGAACGUCGUCGUGUGUCCAUUGGAAUUGAUAUUAUUCAUGAUCCAAUUAUCUUGUUUUUAGACGAACCGACAUCCGGGCUAGACUCGACAAGCGCGUACAUGGUUGUCAAAGUGUUGCAACGGAUCGCGCAGAGCGGUAGCAUCGUAAUGAUGUCUAUCCACCAACCGAGCUACCGUCUGCUCGGAUUACUCGACCGCAUGUUGUUUCUCUCCCGUGGACAACCGGUCUACAACGGCUCUCCAACAGAGCUCCCACUAUUCUUCUCCGAUUUUGGGCACCCAAUUCCGGAUAAGGAGAACCGGACGGAAUUCGCACUCGAUUUGAUCCGAGAACUCGAAGGAACUCCGGGAGGAACCAAACGCCUCGUCGAAUUCAACAAAGCCUGGCAAAACCUGAAGCGAUCUCGCAACGCCAUGACUACUGGCAACGAAACCCCUACCCAUGGAUUAACCCUAAAAGAAGCAAUCAGCGCGAGCAUAUCAAGAGGCAAACUAGUGUCUGGCGCUGGAGCUAACAACGGCACCAACCCGACCUCUAUGGUCCCAACAUUCGCCAAUCCACGCUGGAUCGAAAUGGCGGUUUUAUCGAAAAGAUCUUUCACCAAUUCACGAAGAAUGCCCGAGCUAUUCGGUAUUCGAUUAGCCGCGGUUACCGUCACUGGUUUCAUCCUGGCCACCGUGUUUUGGAACCUGGACGAUUCACCAAGAGGUGUUCAAGAGCGAUUAGGGUUUUUCGCAUUCGCUAUGUCCACAACAUUCUACACAUGCGCGGACGCCCUGCCCGUCUUUCUCCAAGAACGCUACAUUUUCAUGAGAGAAACCGCCUACAACGCGUAUCGCCGUUCAUCAUACGUCCUCUCCCACUCACUCGUAGCAAUCCCGUCACUCAUUAUCCUCUCACUGGCAUUCGCGGCCAUCACAUUCUGGGCGGUAGGACUCGCUGGUGGUGUCUCCGGCUUCAUCUUCUACUUCUUCGUCAUCCUAGCCUCGUUUUGGGCCGGUAGCUCAUUCGUCACGUUCCUCUCCGGCGUAGUCCCACACGUCAUGCUCGGGUACACCAUUGUCGUCGCGAUUCUCGCAUACUUCCUCCUAUUCAGUGGAUUCUUCAUCACUCGUGAUCGAAUCCCCGGUUACUGGAUCUGGUUUCACUACUUAUCUCUAGUGAAAUAUCCGUAUGAAGCGGUUUUACAGAACGAAUUCGACGAUCUAGUCAAAUGCUUCAUCCGAGGAACUCAAAUCUUUGAUAACAGCCCGCUAGCAGCCGUUGAUGAGGGCGUAAAAUCGCGACUAUUGCAAAGUAUGAGCCGAUCAUUAGGAGUGAACAUCAGCAGUACGACUUGUUUGACCACUGGUGUUGAUAUAUUGAAGCAACAAGGGAUCACUGAUUUGAGCAAAUGGGGUUGCUUGUGGAUCACGGUGGCUUGGGGGUUCUUCUUCAGGAUUCUGUUUUAUUUCUGCUUGUUGCUUGGGAGCAAGAAUAAGAGGAGGUAAAGAGUAUAAAGUUCAAUCUUAUGGACUGUUGUGUAACUUUGUUUAUUUUUUUUAUUACUGAGUUAUUUGUUUUCAUGAAGUGUUUGUAUAUGUAACGAGGCUCUUAAAAUAAUUAUACGAGUCUUGUAUAUUAUUAAUCUAAAAACUUCUAAGUUAUAUAAA
This is a messenger RNA of Helianthus annuus (common sunflower), 2507 nucleotides long. RefSeq names its product ABC transporter G family member 6. Lineage: Eukaryota; Viridiplantae; Streptophyta; Magnoliopsida; Asterales; Asteraceae. The coding region runs from base 126 to 2345 and encodes 739 amino acids. Gene Ontology annotation, cellular component: membrane. Gene Ontology annotation, molecular function: ABC-type transporter activity; ATP binding; ATP hydrolysis activity. The transcript has 2 exons. The record is from RefSeq and is a predicted model, not a curated record.